Messenger RNA from Argentina anserina (silverweed cinquefoil), 1143 nucleotides. Its product is annotated as GEM-like protein 2. The transcript has 4 exons. Lineage: Eukaryota; Viridiplantae; Streptophyta; Magnoliopsida; Rosales; Rosaceae. The coding region runs from base 83 to 811 and encodes 242 amino acids. The record is from RefSeq and is a predicted model, not a curated record.
UCCUGUUUUAUACAUGACAUUGUUAAAUUGGAGAUGAGCAUUUGGAGGUCGAGUUGUAGUCGAUCAUUAUCAGGACUAUAAUAUGCAGGCUAGGAAAGACAAAUCUAACAUGAACACGAAGAUGAAUGGUAAUCCUCCUCCUCCUCCUCCUCCUCCUCCUCAAAUUGAACGGAAAAUCUACGCCAACCUCGACCAGAGCAAUCCUUAUGCUCAAAGUCCACCAGUUCCCUCAUCAAAUUUACCUGGCAACAAGCGUCCCAUAGAUAAGGUGCUUGACACAUUGAAUCAGUGCGGUAAAAGGGUUGAAGGUGCCUCCAAAAGAGUAGACACCAUUACAGACAAUGUCUGGAAUCACUUGAGGAUGAGUCCUAAUCUUGCAGACGCAGCAAUGGCGAGGCUCACUCAUGGGACAAAGGCUCUUACAAGAGGGGAUGAAAAAGUAUUCCAGCAAACAUUUGAGACUAUCAUGCUACAUGAGAAGCUCCUGCAUUCAUAUGCAUGCUAUCUCUCAACUUCUACUGGACCUGUGAUUGGAAUGCUGUAUAUUUCCAACAAAAGAAUAGCCUUUUGUAGUGAUUUCUGUCACUAUAUUUCCCCAGCACAGCCAAACACUUAUUACAAGGUGGUGCUGCAGCUUGAUCAAUUAAGAGCAGUGAAUCCUUCUGCAAAUAGAUGGAACCCCUCAGAGAAAUACAUACAGAUAGUCACAAGAGAUGGUCAUGAAUACUGGUUCAUGGGGUUCAUAUCUUAUGUAAAGGCCCUCAGUAAUCUAACUCAUGCUAUAAACCCAAGUUCUGGUGGAACUCCUUAACCGUAUAACUUCAAUUAACUUCUACAUAUUGUAAUGUGGUGCAACUAUGUCUACUACAGUUGUAAGUAGACUCGAGCCGCUCGUGUUCGGUUCAUUUUUAGCCCGUUCAGCUCCAGUUCAUAAAGUUAAAUAAGCCAAUUUUGAGUUCAAUAUUAAGCCCGGUCUUGAAAAUGAGCCAAGCUUGAACAAUUAGUAUUCGGCUCGUUUGACUCGUUUAGCUCGUAAGCUAGCUCGGAAUCGUUAAAAACUCGGCUCGUUUAUUAAUUAAGCUUGACUUAUUAACUUUUAUCAGUAUCGUAUCGGUUUUGUAAAAUAAGUAUAUAAUGAGAAUA